UUUCAUUAACUCCUAAUGAUUCAUAGGUUUGUGUUCCAAGGAGUUGGGAUACAAUAACAACACCUCUUCCAUGCUGAGGCAUUACCGUGCCCUGCAUGAGAAUAAGGAGGCCACUGGAGCCACGCCCAGAAAUGCCACCAGGAAGCAAGAGCUGGAUGAGCUCCUAGUCAACCUCGUUGUCAAGGAUACACAGCCCUUCAGCAUUGUGGAUGGGGUUGGAUUCAAGGCAUUUGUGGCAAAAUUGGAUCCAAAUUAUGUUCUUCCAACUCGGCAGGCUCUAAAGGCCAUGGUGGAAGAAAAAUUUGAGUCUGCUAAACAGAAGGCCAAGGCUAAAGUAGGAGAGGUGGCUGCUGUUAGCCUUACGACUGAUAUGUGGACAUUCAUGAACAUGGAUGCCUACCUGGCUGUAAUGUGUCAUUUUCUGGAUGACAAAGCAAGGCUCAAUACUGUGCUGCUGGGAGUGCAGUCAUUCCCCCAGUCACAUACUGCUGAAAAUAUAGCGUGUGUGAAAAAAUCCAUGAUGGAGGAGUGGGGAAUAUCCAACAAGGUGACUUGUGUGGUGACUGAUGGUGCUCCUAAUAUGGUUGCCUGUGUGAGGGAACUGAAGCUUCGGCAUCAUAUUUGUGUCGCCCACACAAUGAAUCUGGUGGUGAAGAAGUCCCUUGACCAGCACCCUGUGCUCUCUGGCAUCCAGGCUAAAGCAUGGAAGCUGGUUGGCUACUGUAGAAGCAGCACUACUGUUAAGGAGAAGCUUUCACAAGUACAGCGCCAUCUGGGGCUACAAGAGUUGAAGCUGAUGCAGGAAGUGGAAACCAGAUGGAACAGCACCUAUUUAAUGUUGCAGCGUCUGAUGGAGUUACGGGAGCCAGUUGGAGCAGCGUUAGCUGGACUACAGACUGACAUUCCCAUUCUAACAUCAGAGGAGUUCGAAAUUGUACGAGGGUGCCUUUCUUUGCUAAUUCCCUUCUACCAUGCUACUGUUGAGCUCUCUGCAGAGGAGACUGUUUCUGCCUCCAAAGUCAUUCCCCUCUUAAAGGUGUUGGAGCAGAGCCUUCAGGAGGAGAUGGCCAAACCAGCACCACCUGCCUCACAUGAAAACUAG
This is a messenger RNA of Cyprinodon variegatus (sheepshead minnow), 1102 nucleotides long. RefSeq names its product zinc finger BED domain-containing protein 1-like. NCBI's taxonomy places the organism in Eukaryota, Metazoa, Chordata, Actinopteri, Cyprinodontiformes, Cyprinodontidae. The record is from RefSeq and is a predicted model, not a curated record. The transcript has 5 exons. Bases 71 to 1102 code for a protein of 343 amino acids.